Messenger RNA from Prionailurus viverrinus (fishing cat), 2151 nucleotides. It is a transcript of the gene HTD2, whose product is annotated as hydroxyacyl-thioester dehydratase type 2. Lineage: Eukaryota; Metazoa; Chordata; Mammalia; Carnivora; Felidae. The coding region runs from base 1 to 504 and encodes 167 amino acids. The transcript has a single exon. The record is from RefSeq and is a predicted model, not a curated record.
AUGUUCCCAGUAAAUUGCAGCUAUCGUUGGUGGGGUGGGCUUCAGAGGAGAAUCUGCCUGAGCCGGCAAGUGCCAAGCAGGUGGCACAUUGAACAGAUGCAUGUCCGAGUUGGAGACCAUGCUGAACUCAGCAGGGCCUUCACACAGAGGGACGUGGCCGCCUUCUCAGAAUUAACGGGGGAUGUCAAUCCUUUGCAUUUAAAUGAAGAGUUUGCAAAACACACCAAGUUUGGAAAGACAAUUGUACAUGGAGUUUUGAUCAAUGGGCUUAUUUCAGCUCUCCUGGGAACUAAAAUGCCAGGGCCAGGCUGUGUUUUACUUUCACAGGAAAUUAGCUUUCCAGCCCCUUUAUAUGUUGGAGAAGUUGUUUUAGCUUCCGCAGAAGUGCGAAAGCUAAAGCGGUUCAUUGCUGUUAUUGCAGUGUCGUGUUUUGUAAUAGAAAGUAAAAAGACUGUUAUGGAAGGCUUGGUUAAAGUUAUGGUCCCAGAAACUCCCAAAUCCUGAAACGUGUGUAAAGAUGCACGUUCAGGUGCUAGUGGUACUAUUCGUGAGGAGCCUCUGAGGAAAAUAGGUUUUGCUGCUCUUCACUGAAGGAUGGCUUAUAGACCCAGAAGCCUGAGUUGGGGAAGGGGAGCAGGGAGAGGGGUGUGCAAAAGUCCUCUAUCCAAUCCAGUUUUAUGCUUCACGCAGACUUGAGUAUAUUUAUCAUCUGUCUAGGUUUUUAAAAUUGAAAAAUUAUUGGAAAGGUUAUUUAGCUGAAGGUUCUACUUUUAGGAUUUCACAUCUAGUUAGAUAUACAUUUGGAUAACACAAACCUGCCUGUGUCUGUGGAGAGUAAAUUCCUCACUGAAUUUAUAACUACCAUUUAAUUAUUGAGGACAACAACAGAAGUCAGGUCGUCUUUGAACACCUACCUUCUACCAGUCAGCAUUCUUAGAUCCUGUUGAGUAGUUUCCAGGUCAGAGUUUAUUGUAAUUUGUUCCCGUUUAUACCACGAUGGCACCUUGUUCCAUCAUCAGUGGCAUUUGUCUUCCAGAUGGUUUUCCUGUUAUUGGAGAACGGCUUAUGCACACACUUGGACUCAUUUAUGUAAACUCUGUCAAUCUCAUGCAUAAAACGAGGAUAAGGACACCUACCACACAGGAUUGUUGGAGUUGAUAGAUGCAAAUCUCUAAGUACCAGGUCUAGCCUGUAAAGUAGCCACUACUGUCAUCCAUUUUCCCCUGUCAGUGAGGUUAGAGAUUGUCCUCAGUUUAAAGCAAACUGGCCCACAACUAAACAGAUGACAAGCUAAUUUUUCAGGAUGUCAAUCAGUCUAAACCUGGGCUAGUUUGAAUGCAAAAUUUGUUUUGGUAAUCCAGAUUAUUUUCUCCCUCCCUUGAAAAUACUGUGGAUUCUCCCCUUUAUAAAUAAUACAUGCUUAUUGUAAACAUAUUGUAAGAAAUAAAAUGUAUAAGGAACACUGGAGGCCAAAUUCUUAAAAGAGUUGAGGGGUAGUGAAAAUUAAACAGUAUCAAAAAAAAAAAUUGAGGGGUGCUGAAGAGGAAAUGCGCUUAAUGUGUUAGUACUGAGUGAUCAUCCCCAAUGCAGCCAACAUAACAUAAUCUGUAGUACAGCAUCCACUUCUGCUCUGUAGCUUUAUAGAGCGGUUCUACAGCUAGAUGCUUUGAUCAGGAAGAUGAGAUCAAGUGUAAUUGGAGGGAUCAACUCACUUUUCCUGGCAAAAGGUUUUUCUCCUGGUGGAUCAGUAACUAGAUUUUGUUUUUACAUCAAAGGUAGAAGUUAAGCAGAUUACUAGAAAAAGUCAUUCUGGGCACUAGAGGGCAGUGAUGUGUAUAAAUAUUUUUAAACUGUUAGGUGUUGUAUCGUACACUAGUUGGUGAUGGGUGAGAUGAAAAUACUAAAAUCAAUGUGAGAAACAAGGAUGCCAUUCCCAUGGACUUCAGAAUAGACAGCAUGUGCGGGCUCAGGUGCACCUGAAGAAGACUCAUUUGUAAGGUGAAAGACUACACAAGCUGAAGUUUUGAUACAGCAUUGGAAAACAAAAUGGAAAUUCUGAAAGCUAGAACAAUCCUGAAAUUUGUAUGGAACCACAAAAGACCCGGAAUGUUGAAAGCCAAAAUAAUGUUGAAAAAGAAAACCAAAGUGGGA